GCGCAGCCUCCGGUCCGGCGAGCCCUCGGGCCCCGGAGGCGCGGCCAUGGCUGAGCUCAAGUCGCUGUCGGGGGACGCGUACCUGGCUCUGAGCCACGGCUACGCGGCGGCGGCGGCGGGCCUCGCCUACGGGGCGGCCCGGGGCCCCGAGGCGACCCGCGGCUACGGCACGCCGGGCCCGGGCGGCGACCUCCCCGCAACGCCCGCGCCCCGCGCCCCGGCCGCGGCGGCCGAGAGCAGCGGCGAGCAGAGCGGCGACGAGGACGACGCCUUCGAGCCGCGGCGGCGGCGGCGCGGGCCUGGGGGCGCGGCGGACGGGCGGCGGCGGCCCCGGGAGCAGCGCUCGCUGCGGCUGAGCAUCAACGCGCGAGAGCGGCGGCGCAUGCACGACCUGAACGACGCUCUGGACGGGCUGCGCGCCGUCAUCCCCUACGCGCACAGCCCGUCGGUGCGCAAGCUCUCCAAGAUCGCCACGCUGCUGCUCGCCAAGAACUACAUCCUCAUGCAGGCGCAGGCCCUGGACGAGAUGCGGCGCCUCGUGGCCUACCUCAACCAGGGCCAGGGCCUGGCCGCGCCCGUGGCCGCCGCCCCCUUGACGCACUUCGGCCAGGCCGCCGUGUUCCCCUUCUCUGCCGGCGCCGCGCUGCCCUGCCCGGACAAGUGCGCCGCCUUCUCCGGGACUCCCUCGGCGCUUUGCAAGCACUUUAACGAGAAGCCGUAAGGGCCCCGAGCCGCCCCCUUCCGCCGCACGCCCCCCAUUUCCCCUGCCGCCCAGACUGUGUCACCCCGCCCCUACCGGAUCCCGCCCGGGGGAGAAGGCGGCCCGACCUCGCUCCAGCCCUUGCGCCACGAACAGUCGGGCUCGCGGGAAAGGCAAAGCCCAUCCGGGCGCUGGAUUGAACGGGAGAGCUGGCCUCUGGAAUCUAGCCGCGGAGCCCGCAGCGCCUACCCGGCACCCUCCCGCCUCCCCCAGCCAUCGACCUUGAGGACGGCAUGGGGGUGACCAACCGUGGUCUCAUCUGGGCACCGCCGCUCACCCUCAGAAAGAAAACCAGGGCGGCAGUGGGAGCGGGGACCGGCACACCCUGGCACGGAUGUGCCUCCCCAGAGCCGCCCAGGGACUCGCGAAGCCCAGGGACAGAGCGGAGCCCUGCUUGGCGAGUUGUGGCCCCCUUGUUGGGCCGCUGGCGACGGCUGCUCUUGCCAAACCCCAAGGUAGCCGUCUGCUUGGCCGUGUUCCUGGGGUCGAGCCUCAGCGCCUCACUCGGUUUCUCCCGCCUCUGCCUGCUCCACGGCCCCAGCGCCGCAGCAGCGGAGAGCUCCUGGAUGCGCCCAGACCUGGCGCCGCAACUGUCGUUUGCAAAGGAGCUGGACCUUGGAGACAAGACCCUGGGCCGGUAGCUUUUCGGCUUUCCCAAGUCUGUUACGUUUAUUUUCCUGCCUGCCUGGAGGUGUCUGCCUCUGGGGAGGGCGUGGGCUUGGAGCAGAUGCUACCGCCUGGUGCCUCCAAGUCUGCAUAAUGUGUCCCCUCAACAGCCCAGGGACCCCCAGCCACUGCUGCCCCCACAGGGCGUUCCUGCCGCGGCACCAGUGGAGCUGGUGGAGCUGGAUGGAGACCAGUGCGUGCCCUCUGCUUAAAGGCGGCUGCCCCGAGGCGAGGCCCUGGGGUGUCAGGGGACGGCUUGGUCUGGCUCCGGUGACCACCCGAGCCUCCUCCCCACCAACCCCGCGUGUUUCCGGGACAGGAGACCAGGCCGAGCGUGUUCUGCCCUCAGCGUCUGCCUCAGUUCAGAACAGCCCUGUUUCAAGCGCUCAAUGGGGCUCGUGGCCAGUGGGGCUCGUGGCCGCCACGGUCACGGCAAAGGAACAGCACAGUGACAGCGGGUCCUCCGCGCUCCCACCGAGGGGUGGUCUGGAGCCAACAGAGCCUCUUCUCCUACCGACCCCGCCAACGAGGGGCUCGGCCGCGCUGGCUGCUCGUUGCUUGAGCAACUCACAGACCAAGACUCCUUCACGCUCAGGUUACGAGCCCGCGAGGCCUGGGGGCUCCGUCGCGGGCUCCGUGGGCCAGAAGAGGCGAGCUGCCCCGCCGGGGUCCUGCGCCCGCUUUUGUUCAGUGACCGGCGUGGCCGACGUGGCCAGCGUGGCCCCAGUGCUUCUGGCUUCUGGCGGCGCCCGCGAUUCUUUAUGUCCACAGAGCUUUCUCUUCCUCCUUAGGAGACCCACGCAUCUAAAACGGCACCCUGGUCUCCGGCGACAGGUAAGGGCGUCUAGCCUCCGAGGCAGAGCCCUGCCCACGCCUGGCUCUGCCCCCAGGGCCCGGGAGGACGGCCACGCCAUGGCCGCCCAGCCCACGCGGGGUCAUGACAGACCCUCACGGCCCAGGCACGUGGCUUCUGCCGCUGCUUUUUGUUGAUUUCGUCCCAAAGAUGGGGUUUCCUGUUCACUCACACAGAUGUCCCAGGGUCCUGAGGGAGCCUUCUCGACCUUACGAGCGAGUGCAGACACUUGCUUUGCCAAAUUCGCCUGUCUGUUGCCUUGCAGGUUGGGGACGCUCUAAGAGGAGGCCCUGCCUCGUGGGGACAGACGCUGCUCUCCUAAAGCAAUGGGGAGACGCACCGGCCACCACUCCAGCUGGCACGGCAGGCCUUGCGCCUCCCUCAGCCGUCUGAGAAAACUCCCACCGAAGCCUCGGAGCAGAGGCUCCUGGGCCCUGGUUAAUCCAGCAGAGUGAUUACAGCAAUUUUAUCAUGUGAAUUCGCUUGUGAUAUGUUUUAGUCUUUAAUCGCUUUUGGCGUCCCAUUGAAAGGGAUAGAAACAGAGGGAUUUACAAAGUAUUAAAUCAUUUCUCUAACAAUUACCUCUCCAGGCUCAUAACUCUGGACGUAAUAUUCCAGCUCCCCAGCCGAAGUCCGUUCUGGAAAAUUAGGAAGUGCGUACACAUGUGCAGGUUUAACCCCAAAGGAACAAAGCCCACGUGACCGUAGCUGCAGAAAGACGGAAAUAAUUAGCGGAGUUACCUUCGAUCCAGCGUCGCCCCGGUUUUACAAGGGCUGUGUGUUUCCCUGUCUGAAAGUGCCUGAGGCUCAUGUAUUCCCGUGAGGGUGUAAGAGCUUUUUUUGCGGCUCCCUGUGCGGGAAGACGGCCGGAAUCACCGUGAGGUUAAGGUGAGGGUAGCCUUGUGAAAUGCACGCAUGCCAGGGGUCCCUGAAUGGACGGCCGUUUCUCUUCCGUGGCCGGCCCUGGGGAGCCACCCGGCUGUUGCCUGGUCGGGACACAAAGACAAGCUGCCUGUGGCUCCAGGCACCUGUUUCCUGGGGACGCAGCCCUCCGAAUGCAGCGCAGAGCCCAGCCUGGGCCUGGCCGAUGGCCUCUGUCCCCCACGACCCUCGAGGCCUCCUGGGUGCCAGCCAGCACGGGGGAGCCACCGGGGCUGCACGCGGUCCUAGCUCGAGGCUGCGCAGGGAGCGCUCUCCUGCCCGCUGAAAACGGCCCGGGCUCCCCGCCAGCCUGCCUUCGCCUCCAAGCUCCGUUUUGUCUCCGCGAUGAGUCCACAGUCAGUUGCUCUCCUGGGGGCCCUGAUUGGGCCUGACGGGAGCCCCGUUUCCGGGUUCCACGUGGCCAGCCCUGGCUGCCCUAAUGAGGCCCAGGCCAGCCGGGGAAUCUGCCUUCAAACCUGAGACGCAGUCGGCCCCGUGAGGCUCUCCGAUGGCCACAAGGCAACUGACAGGAGGUGUUUUUGUCGCUUGCCUCACUCUGCAGCCGGCUGGCUCGCGGCACCAGAGCUGUGUCCGCGGCCCUCCCAGCUCUGCCCUGCCUUUGAGGAUUAAAGUCCCGCAGCUCCUGCACGCAGACGGAGCUGGCAGACACCAGGGCUCGUGAGUCAGGGUCUCGAGGUCGGGCCCAGCCUGCAUCUGCCCAGGGAUCCGACGGGAAUCAGCCAGCUGGAGAGGGCUCACGCGACCAGGCCCACGUCACCACCAAGCAGGCAGGAGCCAGGUCCCCUCCACCAAAGGAUGGAAGGUUUGCGCAGAGCAGCCUGGACACCGCCCACGGGCCACAAGCUGGUCAGGAGCCAGCUGACCCCUGUGGCGCAGACACGCCUGCGGGUUUUAGCAAGAGGACUCGGAAACCCCACCGUCCGUGGGUCGCGUCCGGACUGCGGGUCGGGGGAGCUGCGUCUCAGCAUCUGGGCGUGAAGACCCUCUUCCCCUCCGGCACCUCCCUGACCAGCGAUGCCAGCGUCCCCCGGUUCUCCCCCGCUGAGGAUCCUGGGAAGGCAGAGUCUUCCCUUCAGACAGCAGACGCACACGCGCGCGCACACAGGAGGGUGUUUAUUUUAUAUUCAGGAGUCUGGAUGUCCACGAGAAAGGAAAGCCUUUCACCUGCUGCCAGGACUUGACAGUGACUGCCCUUCGCCCGCCCUUCGGCGUCUCCUCCGGGCUGUGGGGUCAGCAGGAGGCUCUCUGUCGGCUCUGCCGCCACCUUCGUGACUGGGGCUGCUGGAUGGCAUGGAGAACGCCGUCCAGGAACAGAGGACGCCGCUGCCAGGCCGCGGCUCACACAUCCGGCUCACUCUUCCUCUCAGUGGACAACAAGCUGGAACAGCUGUUUCCUCGGCCUGAGUGUCGUCUGCACUCGCACACGUGUGCACGCAUGUGUGUGCACACGCAUCCUGCAUGUGUGUGUGUGCGUGCAUGAGAGCGUGUAGUGGAAAGUCACGCAGUAAACCGUCCCAUCCCCUGCCAAGGCCACAUCGCGCCUGCGGGGAUGGGGGUUGCACUGCCAGCGGCUAUCCUGGAUGGUGGGGGGGGCGCUGGGCGCAGCAGUCACGGAGCCUGAGAGGGGUGGUCUCCAGCUGGCUUCAGGGGACAGUCUCACUGUGGCCACAGUCGGGAGUGACUCUACAGAGAGGCGUCAAGAACCAUGCGGAGGGGGCAUCCCUCGGGCUGCCGUCCCUUCCAGGUCACCCAGCCUGGCCUCAGCGCUGGGCCCUCCCCACUUAACCCGUGGCCCAUCCCGGUUUCCGCAGAGCAGAGGGAGGCCCUCUUCCUCCUCGUCCAGGGCCUGGCGAGGCAGCGGGGGCACCAGGGGGCUGAGCUGAGGUCCCAACGCAUGGCUUCGCCCGUCCCCCAGCCCCUGCGCCCAGCAGCUUCGGGGCUCCAUGUCUGUGACAACAAAGGGCGCUUUGCUGAAGGGCACGGUCCCCUCGGGCCCCCUGAAGAGGCCGCAGGUGGAGGAGACAGGGGGCGGCCCUCCCAGAGGGGGCGUCCUCCCGUCCCUCUGCCCAUUGCGGUGUCCGCGUUCCUCGUGUUGCGACACCGGACUCACCUUCUCGACCACUUUCAAGUGCGAUUCAGCAGCGUCAGGUGCGUUCAGAUGUCGCGCAGCCACCUGUUUCCAGGGCUGUGUUACUGCCCACGACUGGAUUAUUCCAAACCAGGCCCGUCGGUGAGAAAUUUACACGCAGUAAGAUGCACCCCUUUGAUGCCGCCCCUCGGAUGCUGGGAACGGGUGUGAGUCACGGCCGGUCAGGACAGAGAAUCUGGCCGUCAACCCGGAAAGCCCUCUUGCUCACCUGCUGCCGCUUUCUGGCCCGCAGGGUCGCUUUUGCCAGAGCGUUGUCUACGGAGCUCACGGGGUGUGAGUUUUGGGGCCUGCCCUCUGUCGCUCAGCGUGACCUCAGAGGCCACCGUCUGGGAAGUGGGGAGGUGAGCUCAGUGGCCGUAGGAGGAGCCUCCUAACCCCCAGCCUCAUCCCCCCACCGAGGGCUGCGGGCCGUCGUCAGCGAGAUCCCACUGUGCCCACCGUGGCGCUUUGAGCGUCAGGGGCCGUCUGGAUUUUACAGAAGGAUCCCCGCCCCGCGUGAGCCUCUGUGACGGAGAGAGACUUUGAGGGAUGAAGGGAGCAGCGCAACCGCGGUCUUUAGGGGAAGGUCUCCAAGGAUGGCCCUGCCAGCAAUCCCGGGCAGCCCCGGACGAGGCCAGAAUCCACGGCGCCCUGGAUGCCAGUCGCCCCGACGGGGUGAGGGGCGGUGAGGGUUGGGGAAGGAGUUGCAGAGGCAGCCAGGCCAGGAAAGCCGAGGGAGUGAGAGGACAUUGCCGCUGAGCUGCCCCGAUGGCCGCUCGCCUCCAGGGAGGGGCCGGACCGCGUGGGUGUGCGGUGGGCGCCCUUAGGCCCGGAUGGACGGAGAUGGCCGCGGGGACCGGGCGCCGGGCGGCAGGUACCCCAUGAUAUCACUGUUGCAUGAGCUCGGCACCCCGGGCGGUCGCUAAGCUGCCUGUCAGUUAGCGUUAACCAGGAGACACGCAGCCCCUUGCUGGGAACCACGGAAGAUAAAGCAGAGACAGAGGACUCUGGUGAGGAAGCAGGAAUCGCUUCUGCCAGGGAGAAGGGACCCCGGCCGGGGGACAAGUGGCCAGAGGAGACACGUCCCGCAGCCAUUGUCUCCACAAACUGGGAAGGCGGCCAAGGGCUUUCUGCUGGUGUGCUUGUUUGAUGGAGAAAACGUAUGAAGUCUCUAACAGGCAAAGUGAGGUUAACGGGCCGUCAGGUCGGGGUAAACGGCGCGACCACCCGGGACAAGGGCCCCCAGCACGCCGCCUGCGUUGUCCCGCUCGGACCCCUGCGUGCCCAGGCCAGAGCCGUCAGCGGGAAGCUAUCUUCACAAACAGGAGGCAUUUAUAACCCCCUGGUGGCAGCUCAAUUAUUGGCUCGGCGGCGAGCAGACAUCAUGGAUGAGGCUGUGAUUGAAUUUCCUCCUGUAACGACCCUAAGUAAAUCUUUGCAAUUUUCA
Molecule: messenger RNA, 6796 nt
Organism: Phacochoerus africanus (Common warthog)
Lineage: Eukaryota; Metazoa; Chordata; Mammalia; Artiodactyla; Suidae
Gene: BHLHE23
Product: basic helix-loop-helix family member e23
Exons: 2
Coding region: 47-721 (224 amino acids)
Molecular function (GO): protein dimerization activity
Source: RefSeq, a predicted model, not a curated record